AGCUAAGGAUCUGUAUUGCAAUUCAACACCCAUAUGAAUAUUGACAUGGAGGGGAAAGCAUUUAAAUGCCUGGAGUGCGGAAAGAGUUUUCCUCGGAGGGAUCAUCUGCAGCAACAUGAAAGGAUUCACACUGGGGAGAAGCCCUAUAAAUGCCUGGAGUGUGGAAAGAGCUUCACUUAUAAUUCAGGUCUGCGUUCACAUCAAAUGACUCACACUGGGGAGAAACCCUAUAAAUGCCUGGAGUGUGGACAGAGCUUCUCUCACAGUUCAAGUCUACGUUCACAUGAACGAACGCACACUGGGGACAAGCCCUAUACAUGCCUGAAGUGUGGACAGAGCUUCUCUCAGAGUUCAACUCUGCGUUCUCAUCAAAGGACACACACUGGGGACAAGCCCUAUACAUGCCUGGAAUGUGGACAGAACUUUUCACAGCAUGCACAUCUACGUUCGCAUCAACGGACUCACAGUGGGGAAAAACCCUAUAAAUGUUUGGAGUGUGGACAGAGCUUCACUCAGAAUUCACAUCUAUGGAAGCAUCAAAGGAUUCACACUGAGGAGAAACCCUAUAAAUGCUUGGAGCUUCAGUGAGAAUUCACAUCUACGUUCGCAUCAAAGGACUCACACUGGGGAAAAGCCGUAUAAGUGCCUUAAGUGUGGACAGAGCUUCACUGAUA
This is a messenger RNA of Anolis sagrei ordinatus, 674 nucleotides long. RefSeq names its product oocyte zinc finger protein XlCOF6-like. Gene Ontology annotation, biological process: regulation of transcription by RNA polymerase II. Lineage: Eukaryota; Metazoa; Chordata; Lepidosauria; Squamata; Anolidae. The record is from RefSeq and is a predicted model, not a curated record. Gene Ontology annotation, molecular function: DNA-binding transcription factor activity, RNA polymerase II-specific; RNA polymerase II cis-regulatory region sequence-specific DNA binding.